Molecule: messenger RNA, 1944 nt
Organism: Malania oleifera
Lineage: Eukaryota; Viridiplantae; Streptophyta; Magnoliopsida; Santalales; Ximeniaceae
Product: protein root UVB sensitive 4
Exons: 10
Coding region: 156-1739 (527 amino acids)
Source: RefSeq, a predicted model, not a curated record
AUCCCCAAGAGCCUUCCCCUAGGCGUCAUUUUCAUUUUUCUGUAUCCUUAUGCAUAAACCCUAAAACCCCAAACCCGUACACUCGAAAUUCUCAAGUUUUGGCGGGUAAAAUUUUUUCUGUUCUUUUUGAAUUCUCCGGUUGGAAUUCAAUUCUCAUGCAAUCCACCCUGCACUUCCCAUCUGACUCUCCCACCUUCCAUUUUUCUUCGAACGCAAAAUCCAGCGGAGUUCGCUUUGCUCAUCAAAAACCCAUUUUGGCGAAGCAGAAACUCUCCUUUAAAACCCUAAGCCUCUCUAAAUCAUUGAGAAGUCCGUGUCAGUAUGAAAUUGAUGCUGUUGAAAAUGGAGAGGGACCAUCCUCGGCGACGGUGGCUCGGCUUCCUGUGGUGAUUCGGAGGUCUGGUAAGGUUUCUCGGUAUUUCUGGGAUGGGAAUUUUCUGCGGUUGGUUUGUGUAGACGGAGGCGCUUCAGCAGUUUGUUUCACCCUGGAUGAUGGGUUUCGUAAAUUAUUCAGAAUUUUUAGUUCAGCUGUUCGGAAUUUUUUUAUUCCUCGGCAAGUUCCUGGGAAUUAUAUGGAUUAUGUGAAGUGGAAGUUCUUGCAUCGGGUUUUCAGCUCUGCCCUUCAGGUUCUUGCUACUCAGGCAAUGCUUCGGGCAAUAGGGAUUGGGUUCUCCCGUUCACUUCCAUCCGCCGCUGCCCUAAAUUGGGUGCUGAAAGAUGGGCUUGGACGUCUCAGUAGGUGCAUCUACACUGCUAGCUUGGCAUCUGAUUUUGAUACCAAUUUGAAGAGAGUUAGGUUCUCAACCUCCAUUCUGUUCAGUUUGAGCAUUGGAGUUGAGUUGCUGACUCCUGCAUUUCCGCACUACUUCUUGCUUCUUGCAACUGUCGCCAACACUGCUAAACAAAUAAGCUUGGCAUGUUACUUGGCAACGAGUUCUGCUGUUCAUCGUAGCUUUGCAGUGUCAGAUAAUCUUGGUGAAGUUUCUGCAAAGGCACAGAUUCAAACAGUGUGCUUUGAUAACAUUGGCCUUAUGCUUGCCGCACUCUUGAAUAUAUUGUUCAAGAACAGUCAAAGAUUGCAAGUGGGUUUACCUUUCGUUGUGUACCCAAUUUUCUUGGCAAUUGAACUUUUUGGAAUAUAUCAAGGGCUUAAGCAUGUCCACCUACAGACAUUAACCAAGGAUAGGCUUCUGAUCAUACUAAAUACCUGGAUUCAGCUGGGAUAUGUCCCUUCACCUGCAGAAGUGAGUAAAAAGGAAGGAAUUAAUAUUUUAUGGAACAAAAGCACAGAAAUGUGGCCCAUCAGAAUUGGGUACUUAAAUCCCAAAUGUCAAAUGCCAGAGCUGUCAGCAGCGACAAUGCAAUCUUUAAGUAAAAAGGACUUCCAUUUCAUUUGCAUGGAGAUUGUACACGAAGGGUUGACUAGAAUUGAGCAACAAGGUAUUCUUCUCUGCAUACGGGAAGGGGCCGACUCUGCGGAUGUAACCAUGGGAUUAUUGCAGGCCUGCUACAUCCGGAAAGCCCUGAUAUCGAGCGGGAGCAGGUGGGAGAAUGUUGUCAAAGGUUGCUACUCCGACUUGGUUCUAAGAGAGUGGUUUAAAUUGAUUGAAGACAGCAAGCAGUGUGCCCGAGACGAAAUGAACAAGUUGAACGAAGAAAUGUUGAGAUUGGGGUGGGUUGUUAGAAACAUCUUAUUGAGUACCCAGGAGCAGGCUCGGUAUAGUUUCGUUGAUCACUGAAGUAGGGCUGUUUAUUUAUUUAUUAUUUUUUUCCCUUCUUUCUUUACUGUUGUUUUACAGUUUUAUUUAUUUAUUGGGAGUUUUGGGGCUUCAUGUGUACUGAAAAUUUCUGGGAACCACUUCAAGUCUUCAAUAGAAGUGGCAAUCAUUUGUAGCGUUGUUCAUAACAACUGGUUCAUAUAUAUAUAUAUACUCAUUCUGUGAA